Cheilinus undulatus (humphead wrasse) is the source of this 2187-nucleotide messenger RNA. RefSeq names its product LIM homeobox transcription factor 1-beta-like. Gene Ontology annotation, molecular function: DNA-binding transcription factor activity, RNA polymerase II-specific; RNA polymerase II transcription regulatory region sequence-specific DNA binding. Gene Ontology annotation, biological process: neuron differentiation; regulation of transcription by RNA polymerase II. Gene Ontology annotation, cellular component: nucleus. Bases 1 to 1188 code for a protein of 395 amino acids. NCBI's taxonomy places the organism in Eukaryota, Metazoa, Chordata, Actinopteri, Labriformes, Labridae. The record is from RefSeq and is a predicted model, not a curated record. The transcript has 8 exons.
AUGCUGAAGGACAUAAAGGUGGAGGAGCGACUCAGGACGGAGGACGGCUUUCUGCACGACACCAGCGGUGAGUCCGUUUACCUCAGAGCGCCGGUUCUCAACCCGUGGGUCGGGACCCGAAGCUCGUGCUCCCCCCGUCAGCAGCAGCACCACGCGGUGUGUUCUGGGUGCACGCGGAUCAUCUCUGACCGCUUCCUGCUGCGGGUCAAUGACGCCUCCUGGCACGAGCAGUGUCUGCAGUGCUGCGCGUGCCAGCAGCAGCUCACCUCCACCUGCUACUGCAGAGACUCAAAGGUGUACUGUCGAGAGGACUACCGGAGGCUGUUUUCCAGGAAGUGCAGCGGCUGUCUGGAGAAGAUCGCUCCCACAGAGAUGGUGAUCCGGGCUCUGGAGAGCGUCUACCACCUGGGCUGCUUCUGCUGCUGCGUCUGCGAGCGUCAGCUGCUCAAAGGAGACGAGUUCAUCCUGAGAGACGGCCAGCUGAUGUGUAAGAGCGACUACGAGAGGGAGAAGGAUCUGCUCAGCACGGCCAGCCUCGACUGCUCCGACUCUGAUAAGAGUGAUGAUGAGGAUGUGGACGUGAAGUCUGAUAAAGGACCCUCAGCGGGAAAAGGCAGCGAUGACGGCAAAGACCCCCGCAGACCCAAACGGCCCCGGACCAUCCUGACCACCCAGCAGAGGAGGGCCUUCAAGGCCUCCUUUGAGGUCUCGUCCAAACCCUGCAGGAAGGUCAGAGAGACUCUGGCUGCAGAGACCGGUCUCAGUGUUCGGGUGGUCCAGGUCUGGUUCCAGAACCAGAGGGCAAAGAUGAAGAAGUUAGCGCGCAGACAGCAGCAGCAGCAGGAGCAGCACAGCAACCAGAGGCUGGCUCCAGACUUGCUGUCCGGCUGUAUGGAGGGUCUGCUCAGCUCCUACUCUGGACCCCUCCCUCUUAACCAGCAGCACUUAGUCACCGUCGAACACAACGGCUACACCGCAGACCCCUUCCAGCAGGGCCUGACCCCCCCACAGAUGCCCGGAGACCACAUGAACCCCUACGGAAGUGACUCGAUCUUCCACGACAUCGACAGCGACACGUCUCUGACGAGUCUCAGCGACUGCUUCAUGACCACGCCUGACGUGAACUCUCUGCAGGGGAACCCCAUCGACCGCCUCUACUCCAUGCAGAGCUCCUACUUCGCCUCCUGAGACCCUCCUCAUCCCCACAGACCCCCCCCAACCCCCCCACCCCCCAUAUUUACUACCAAGCCAUAGACAGAAGAACUGUGCAGGAACAGGACACUCCAGACUCUCAGGAUUCUCCUGCAAGACCAGAAUCAGGGUUAAAAAAGGACACGGGCCUGCAGGAAUCCAGGAUCAACAGACGACCUCCAGCAGCCAAAGGAACGGACUCAGCUGAGCCUGAAGGUUCAGGUUUAGAGUGUCAGUGUUCACAUCUGUACAGAAAUCUCACUCAGAUCUUUAUUUGUGUUUUAGAAGAAAACUGAAAGUUCAGGGUUGAAAUGAUUUAGACCAAGUUAGAGAGUCUGAGGAACAUUUGGUCACGUGACAAAGAUUCAUUUGUUUAUGCUGUGUUCAUGUGGACUUGAGCUUCCUGGUUUGGACUGUCUUUUUUUAGUAUCCAGUUUUGUGUUUGAGAGUCCUCAGGAAGGGUCUGGGCUCAGUCUCAGGGGCAGGAUGAGGAGCUGCUGCUCCUUCAUGUGGAAAGGAACCAGCUGAGGAGGUUCAGGUAUCUGAUCAGGGUUCCUCCUGGGACUCACUGUGGAGGUCUUCCAGGCGCGUCCAACUGGGACGAGACCCCAGGCAGACCCGGGACUCGGAGAUGGGUGGAUGGAUGAAAGGUGGACAGGUGUGAGACCUGGUGACCUCUGACCCUGAGAGGUCAGGAGGAGAUGGAGUACGAUCGAAACCAGGAUAGUCAAGUCCACGUGAAGACCCUCUUUGUUGUAAGAUAUUUUUUUAGUGGGAUGGUUCAUCAGUUUUCUCUUAUUGAAAUAUUUUCUCUGGGGAACACAGGCAUCGCUUCCUGUGUAAAAACCAACCAGGCCGUUUAUUUAUUUCUCUGAUCAAUAAAUCCAAAACUUCUAUUUAAAGCACAAAAUGACCCCAUCAUGAUGUUCAAACACCUUCAUUUGUUUUAUUUAACACUUUUUUGUUAUUUCAUUGUGUAAAUAAUCAGCAUUUAUU